Messenger RNA from Prorocentrum cordatum, 1011 nucleotides. The record is from the annotation of a GenBank genome assembly. Lineage: Eukaryota; Dinophyceae; Prorocentrales; Prorocentraceae.
AUGAGGAGGCAUGGACUCAGGGGCGACGUCAUCACGUACAACGCCCUGCUCACCGCGUGCGACAAGGGGCGGCAGCUGGACCGGGCCCUGGAGGUCUUCGCCGAGAUGCAGAGGGAGGGGAUACAGCCCGAUGUCAUUACGUACAACUCCCUGAUCGGCGCCUGCUCGAAGAGCUCCCAGCCAGAACGAGCUCUGUCGUUCUUCGAGGACAUGCAGGAGCGGGGGGUUCAGCCCGACGUCGUCAUCUACAACUCCCUCCUCAGCGCCAUCUCAAAAGGCUCGAGCCCGUCCAGGGCCGUGGAGGUGUUCGAGCGGAUGCAGACGGCGGGCCUCAAGCCCGACGUCAUCACCUUCAGCGCGCUGAUUAGCUGUUGCGCGAAGGGCUGCCAGACGGCGAAGGCCCUGCACUUCUUCGAGGUGAUGAAGACCCGCGGCCUGAAGCCCGACGUGAUCACCUACAGCGCCCUGAUCAGCGCGUGCGAGAAGGGCCGCCAGGCGGACAGGGCGCUGCAGCUGUUCGGCGCCAUGCAGGAAGAGGGCCUGGAGCCCAACAUCAUCACCUUCAACGCGCUGAUCAGCGCGUGCGAGAAGGGGGGCAAGCACGAGAAGUCGCUGCAGCUGUUCUCCACGAUGCGGGCGCGGGGCAUCUGGCCCGACGUCAUCACCUACAGCGCCCUGAUCAGUGCGUGCGAGAAGGGCGGGCAGGCCGCCAGGGCGAUGCAGCUCUUCCGCGAGAUGCUGAAGAACGGCCUCGCGCCCAACAUCAUCACACUGAACGCGCUGAUCAGCGCGUGCGAGAAGGGGGGCGAGCCCGGGAAGGCGGUAGAGAUCUUCAACAACAUGGGCCGGUGGGGCGUGGCGCCCGACGUCAUCUCCUACAACGUGGUGAUCAGCUCUCACUCCAAAGGGCCAGAGCCAGAGCGGGCGCUGGAGGUCUUCGAGCAGAUGCAGGAUGCGAGAGUCACGCCCGACGUGAUCACCUAUCUACUGCUCGCUAAUCACCGCGUGUGA